AUGGUUGACAUCGAUAAGUCUCUCUGGCCACAGUAUUCUUCAUCAGGCGUUCGUGAGCACACCGCCGAACUUGCAAAUCUAGUGCUUUCGGAUGUCAAUUCUAUUCACAAUGGUACACCGCCUCGAACUUUGCCUUCAUCUCACUCAAACCACAAUUUCGAGGGUGGUUUCUUGCCAGGCAGCUUUAGCAGGGCAAACAAUCGCGCGUUUCUUCAAUUAAGAAGCGCAGAUGUUAUAAACGAAGUGUCUGAACCUACGACGCCAGACGAGCUGGCGGGCACAAGGGGAAAGUCAUAUCUGACGCAUCUGCUACGGAGCUCGCCUCCAAAAACCGACUCAGAGGCUGAAGACAAGCCAGCCUCUUCUGAAGGCCAAUCGAUGUUGGACGAUAUCGUCUCUGUCUGCCCACCGUUGACCGAGCAGUCAUCACUGCUUCCAAAAGCACACCCCGAAAGUAUCCAGAGGAGAGUCUAUGACACUAUCUCUAGGAACGAUGAUAACCAAACCCGAGAUCCAUUUCGACCAGUGUCGAGCAUUAAUAUCAAAAAGGUAAUCACUUGGCCCAGUGCAAAAGGGUUACAGGCGAUAAGAAGCGUAUUCCACUACAAGACGUGGAAUAAGAAAGAAUUGUGGGAAAAGGGAGUAGUUAAAACGACAAAAUGCCUUCCCGCCGUAUUCUUAGGACUACUUUUGAAUAUUUUGGACGGACUAUCGUACGGGAUGAUCUUAUUUCCGCUGGGUCAUGAUAUUUUCAACAAUUUGGGUCCAGAUGGUCUCUCGAUAUUUUACGUGAGCUGCAUAGUUUCGCAGCUUGUGUAUUCAUGCGGCGGAAGUGUAUUCAAGGGUGGAGUAGGUUCAGAGAUGAUUGAGGUUGUGCCUUUUUUCCAUAAGAUGGCUAUUACAAUCCUCAACCGGGUUGGUGAAGAUAAUCCCAAAAGUGUCUUGGCAACCACGGUUGUUUCAGAGAAUGGGUGGCUGUUCGACGCCCCUGCAGACAACGUACCGUUUUGGCACUUUUAUACUCUCUAUGAUUUUAAGGAAGUGGAUUGGAGAGCAUUGCUUAGCACAGUACCCGCCAUGUUUGCUCUGACCUUCUUUGGAAUACUCCAUGUCCCUAUCAAUGUUCCCGCCUUGGGAGUGUCUACUGGGGAAGAUAAUGUUGAUGUAGACAGAGAACUCAUUGCACAUGGAGUGUCAAACGCACUUUCCGGCCUUCUUGGUAGUAUCCAGAACUACCUUGUGUAUACUAACAGUAUACUAUUCAUCCGAAGUGGAGGUGAUAGCAGAGUUGCGGGUGUUAUGCUCGCUCUGGGAACCGCUGGUAUCAUGAUGAUUGGACCUUCAGUAAUUGGAUACAUACCAAUCAUGGUUGUCGGAGCACUUAUUUUCUUACUUGGCAUCGAGCUCUUGCGUGAAGCGCUCUAUGAUACAUGGGGCAAGUUAUCCAGGCUUGAGUAUCUUACGAUCUGCAUAAUUGUUAUUACAAUGGGCGCAUGGGAUUUUGUUAUUGGUAUCGUGAUUGGAAUAAUCCUGGCUUGCAUGUCCUUUGUCGUUCAGACAUCACAAAAGUCUGCAAUUCGUGCUGCAUAUUCCGGGGUUUUUGCCCGCUCGACGGUACGGCGUCAUCCCAUUCAGCAACGAUUUUUGCGUCAAGUCGGCCGCCAAAUUCAAGUAUACAAACUUGCCGGAUAUAUUUUCUUUGGUACUAUUUCCUCUGUCGAGAACACGAUCCGAAAUCUGCUCAAAGAGCAGAACUUUGAAGUUCAACCAAUACGAUAUCUAAUCAUUGACGUCGGAAAUGUCACCGGAAUCGAUUUUUCGGCGGCAGAAGCAUUUACUCGAAUGCGCAGGCUGCUGGGUGCUCGUAAAGUAGAAAUGAUUCUAUCAGGGGUGAAACCAGACGAUGAGGUUGGGAGGGGGUUGAGGGCAGUCGGGCUUUGGGGUGAUAACGAUAAAUUGCAAGUAUUCGAAGAUUUAAAUGCAGCACUCGAGUCAUGUGAAAAUGAAUUUCUUUCUGCACUUUAUCGCCAACGCGAUGAGAUUAUCAGGCGAGAGCGUGAUAAUGAGUCGAGACAUCUCGAUGUCCCAAAUAAUUCCAGCUCAGGCAUAAUUAGCGUGGAUGCUUCGCUUGGCUCGCCACGGCGGAAUUUGGUCCAUCAAGCAGCAACUUCAACCAUCAAAGACGAGGAGACUGCCCAACCUUCAAAGUGGCAAAAUUUUAAGCAGCCACUACCCUUGAUCUUGCAGGUUUUUUCAGAAAUGACCGAUAAAAACGAAGAUUUCUGGUUUAAAGCAGUGCCAUUCUUCCAGAGAAGAGAAUAUACUGAAGGGACUGUUCUUUUUCGCAGAGGGGAUAAAUCCACGGAAUUCUACCUUUUGGAAGAAGGUAUAUUUGUCGCUGAGUAUGAUCUCGAACAAGGAAAAUUCUUUGAGAGUAUCGUGGCUGGAACUACUUGCGGAGAGUUGCCGUUCUUCUCAGAGACACAUCGGACCGCCAACAUGUUUGCCGAGAAGGAUACUGUUGCGUGGGUACUUGACCAAAGAAAUUGGGGGUCAUUACAAGAUAAAGAACCAGAUGUAGCCAAGGAAUUGUUGAAGUUAUCAUUGAAGCUUACGAGUGAACGAAUGGGAGCUAUAACAAGGUGA
Morchella sextelata is the source of this 2646-nucleotide messenger RNA. RefSeq lists its product as uncharacterized. Gene Ontology annotation, cellular component: membrane. Lineage: Eukaryota; Fungi; Ascomycota; Pezizomycetes; Pezizales; Morchellaceae. The transcript is spliced from 10 exons. Bases 1 to 2646 code for a protein of 881 amino acids. The record is from RefSeq and is a predicted model, not a curated record.